AUGCCUAGAACCAUCCUGAAUUUCCUUUUAGUCAGCUGCAUUGGCACUCAUGGCAACGUGUCAUUUCACAAGUUCCCACGGGACAAGGUGAUGUUCAAAAAGUGGAUAAUCGCCAUCAAAAGGGAUCCAGGGCCAGACUUCGUGGUCGGCCAGUUUACGAGGGUCUGCUCCAAACAAUUCAAGCCGGAUGACUACAUCCCAAACGUGGCCAGUGGGCGACGCUUUCUGAAAGACAAUGUUGUGCCGACGCAGUUUGUGUUUGCCAAGCCUGUGAAACAGCGUCGACCACCUAAGGAGCGAGCACUGCGCUGCAGCAAGUUUCACAAGCCACCUUUUACAAGCAGCAAGCCUCGACACUGA
This is a messenger RNA of Dermacentor andersoni, 360 nucleotides long. Lineage: Eukaryota; Metazoa; Arthropoda; Arachnida; Ixodida; Ixodidae. The record is from RefSeq and is a predicted model, not a curated record.